Molecule: messenger RNA, 3680 nt
Organism: Xyrauchen texanus (razorback sucker)
Lineage: Eukaryota; Metazoa; Chordata; Actinopteri; Cypriniformes; Catostomidae
Gene: lin7a
Product: lin-7 homolog A (C. elegans)
Exons: 6
Coding region: 143-799 (218 amino acids)
Biological process (GO): maintenance of epithelial cell apical/basal polarity; neurotransmitter secretion; protein localization to basolateral plasma membrane
Cellular component (GO): cell-cell junction; MPP7-DLG1-LIN7 complex; synapse
Molecular function (GO): L27 domain binding
Source: RefSeq, a predicted model, not a curated record
AGGCACAUAAUCCCGUUCCCCUCCCAACAUCCUCACGAUUCUCCAAUCCGCUCUCACUCGUUCUCUUUCCCGCUCCAGUGUGCUCGUUGAUGCCGCAGCUCCAAUAGCCGCUCUCAUUCUGAUAUAAACACACAGCACAGUCAUGGCGACAAUGACAGUUCAACCGAUCACCCUGGAGCGAGAUGUUGCCAGAGCAAUUGAGCUGCUGGAAAAAUUACAGGAGUCAGGCGAUGUCCCAGGUCACAAGCUGCAGUCCCUGAAGAAGGUUCUACAGAGUGAGUUCUGCACAGCCAUUAGAGAGGUCUAUCAAUAUAUGCAUGAAACGAUAACGGUGAAUGGCUGUCCGGAGUAUCAAGCACGUGCCACGGCUAAGGCCACAGUGGCAGCGUUUGCAGCCAGCGAGGGUCAUUCUCACCCAAGAGUGGUGGAGUUGCCCAAGACAGAUGAGGGGCUGGGAUUCAAUGUGAUGGGUGGAAAAGAGCAGAACUCUCCAAUCUACAUUUCCCGCAUCAUCCCUGGGGGCGUGGCCGAGAGGCAGGGUGGCCUAAAGAGAGGUGAUCAGCUCCUGUCCGUCAACGGAGUGAGUGUGGAGGGCGAACACCAUGAGAAGGCAGUGGAAUUGCUGAAAGCAGCUAAGGACAGUGUCAAACUGGUGGUGCGCUACACCCCUAAAGUCCUGGAGGAGAUGGAGGCACGGUUUGAGAAGCUGCGCACUGCCCGCAGACGGCAACAACAGCAGCUCCUCAUACAGCAACAGCAGCAACAGAACCUGGCCUCUCAGCAGAACCACAUGUCGUAGGCUGUUCCAAAAGAAGUAGUAGAGGACACCGAGUGUGAGCUACUCGAUAUCACAUUCACAGUGAUGUAAGGAGGUCCAAGAGAUCGGAAGAGGACCCUUACUGUUCCGCAGUAAAGACUGUCCUCUUUCAGUGUACUACCUACCCAAAAAGGUCGAAAACUCCAUGAUAGGUGUCCCAAAUUGGUUCUUGGAAUAAUGUACAUGAUGGCAGAGAGGAGGCGAGCACUGAGUACACGGUUCUGCAGUUAUUGUUCAUAUUUCAGUUGUCUGGAACUAGUCGCAAGUUGAGUCCCUCUUGUAGUUUUGUGAAAACGUGUUUUCUUGACAUAUAUUUGUAAUGCAUUUGACUUUGUUUUUAUCAAUGUUAUAUUUUCGUUGUCAUUGCUUUGUAUAGUAACCUUUUGAGGGAUUCUUUUGGUGCUCGUGUCUGUGAAUAGAUGACCUUGAAUGAAUAACUUUAAGGUAUUUAAUGCCCAGUGGUGAAUUCUCAGGGCCAGCAAAGCCUUCUCUGCUGGCCUAACAUGCCAAAUAAAUAAAUAUUUUUCAUCCUUUCAUUAUCAAUCACCUUUUUGCCUAUGUAUUUUUAAUCGCUUUCCACUCUAAAUUAAUCUACCAACAAAUAGAGAAAAAUGUAAUGUUUAUCCAGUCAGAAUUUAUUCUGUGAUGCUUACAAGCAAAGUGUGACAACUGUUUCACAAAUCACAUGCCUGAAGCAGCGCGUGAGUUUGAGCUCCACCCCGUCAGGCCUUCAGAAUUUCCACAGAAUCCCUCAACAGUGCAAAUGAAUGAGCAACUAAAGUCAGAUUGUCAGAUUCAUCAGCCAAUCAGAUUGAUUUAUUUGUUCUUGGUGGGUGUGAUCUUUAGGAUAUGUUCUGGUUGAGGCCUCCUAGCUGGCCUUGAGUGACGCAAUCACGCUUUAAAUGAUGCACAUAAUUCAAGAGUGAAAAGCACGAGAUCUUGCUGACGAGUCGGCUGUCAUCACUGCUGGUAUUGCCGUUGAGAAAGAGAUCCUUAUGGAUUUAAAAACACAAGAUAUUUUGAAUGACCGUGCGAUUGCUUAAUUUAUUCAACAGGAAAGGAGGACUGAUUUUCACGUCAAGUAAAUUGGUAUACAAAGUAACUGAUAAACAUUCACUUUAUUCAUUAAUAUCGAUAAAUGAGUUUAUUUCCACAUUACACGAUAUUAAAGCUUGUUUAACAGGUGUAUAAAACAUUAUAAUCUCUUUUGAUAAUCGCACUUCUGAAGCACAAAUACUAGCGCUGCAGCAUUGUUUAUCAGUUGGGUUGCUAGGAGACCACUCUAAUGAGAGUCAAACAACUGCUAAGCUAACGUUAGCAUUGCAGUUCCGAAUAUCGAGGAAUGGAAUGCAGAUAUCAAGUAGGAAUAUCCCACAUCCAACUUGAAUGGAACGCAGCAUAACCGUGAACCCUGAGUAAACAAAAUUUAUUGCAAGCAACAUUUAAAUCGCAAAUAUUAUUAGAACUAUUUUUCCAGGUAUUAUAGACCUCCUUGGUAGAUUCAUUUGAAAAGUUAGGAUUUUUGAAUGUCUGUUCGAGAGACGUUCAUUUCACUAAACAGUCAUGCUGCAGUUAAAAUUAGGCUUGCUUGUGCAUUAAGCGUCAUUUCUAGUUCUGGCUUUCGUGCGUGGACGUGUUUUUAAAAUGUCAAUUGGUAUUAUUAGUUAGCUGCGACAUAAUGUUUGAUGCCCAAAGGCAUAGGUGUCUUAUUCAUUGUGAAACUGUUUUCUUAAUGCAGUGAAUCACACCGAAGGCCUAGACUUUAAAUGCUCAGCCCGCCACUGUUUAUACCAUAUUGUAGCAAGAAAUAUUGUGACAAGAAAUUAGAUUUAGCAAUAACACACUUGUUUUGUCAUUCUAUUGUCAAAUAAUGGGUAAAAAAAAAACAAAUGUGUGAUGAUAAAGUUAUUACUAAACUGUAUCUUAUGAACCAUGUGACAUAAGUCUCACAAAAUCAUGAACAUCAUUUGCACAGAAUGUUUUUGUUAGAUCACUGUAUCACCUGUGUCGUUGACAGAGAUUAUUUUGUGCAUUUGGCAUAAGUAUGACGGGUAUAUUUGAAGGGUCAUUCAUCGAUGACAGUUUCAAUGCAGUUUUACGGUUGUGAUGUCACUAUUGAAAUUAAAAUCGAAUUCAGAAAGAUUCUAUUUUAGACAAUUUACUAUAUAUGAGGACAAAAAUAUUUCAAACAGAUACAUGAUCAACAAAUGAAGGAAAAUCACAACAUAGUUAUAUUUUUAAAGUUUAUCUCAGAAUUUUUAAAUAAUAUUAAUUUUCCUAUUCUGUAUUAUAUUUUACAGCAUUAUAUUUAUCUUAACCGACCACCUCAUUUACUGGAAACAUUGUUACAUUCUCCUGUUUUGACAAUCAAUUUAUGUCGUAAGCAUUAAUUUACUGCAUUAUUCUCUUUUAUUUCAUAAAAUUACAUUUAAUUGUACUAGAAGCAAAACUGUAAAUCGGCAAGUAGUUGAUGACCACCAGUAAUCAAAGGUAAUAUCGUAUAUGUGUUAUUGUAAUAUCAUUUUAUGUUUUUUCCUGCAAAGACUUUGGUAGAUACUUGAAUUGGUUCAUUUGAUGGUUGGUUUUUGAGUAACCUUUGAACUGUGGGUAACCUUUAAACGUUUCAUCCUAAUAGAAGAAACCACGCAAAGCUGUGAAAGUGAUUUGUUCCUUGACUCUCAAUUGAUUCAUUCAUUUCAACUGAUUCUCUUUCCUUUUAUAUGUUUACUUAACAGACUUUCGUAUUAAUAAGUUGCAUUUUUGAGGCUGGACAAGCUGAUCUUAUGACAGCAGGAAAAAAAUUAUCAAGUCAUAUGCAAUUGUUAUACAUAUUAUAUUUGUAUAAAUAAAUAUAUGUGCGUGU